AAAGUCUCCCAAAAUUUCCGUUUCUUCUCGCUUCGUCGGUUACAUAAUCCUACUGUUUCGUUCCUUCAAAGCUGCCGUUGACGGUCUAAAUCCGGCGCUGGGAGGUGUUUACCUCUCCACCUCGGUACGUGGUUUCGCUCUGAUUUGACGGCCUCCGGAUUCUGUGUAGAAAGUAGGCAGAUACUGCUGCCUCCUGUUUUCUUGGCCAAAUUUCCUCUCUACCCCAUCGGAGUCUACGAAGAAUGGGGGAAAACCCCGCAGUUUCGCGCUAUGUGAAGCUAACGAAGGAGCACGAUACGCCGAUCGAGGAGAUCCGUCCGGGAGAACUUAAUCAGCCUGUUAGGGUUCCUCAGUUGGAAGUUCGUAAGUGUAAUGAGUGCGGGCAGCCGCUGCCAGAAAGCUAUGAACCUCCUGCUGAUGAACCCUGGACAACUGGAAUCUUUGGCUGUGCUGAGGACACUGAUAGCUGUAAGAAGUUAAUUAUUGCAGAAGAAACCAUGGAUAUUACUGGUUCUCAAACUGUGGAGGUGGCUUUUUGA
This is a messenger RNA of Phalaenopsis equestris, 539 nucleotides long. Its product is annotated as cell number regulator 6-like. Bases 243 to 539 code for a protein of 98 amino acids. NCBI's taxonomy places the organism in Eukaryota, Viridiplantae, Streptophyta, Magnoliopsida, Asparagales, Orchidaceae. The transcript has 4 exons. The record is from RefSeq and is a predicted model, not a curated record.